Balaenoptera ricei (Rice's whale) is the source of this 1055-nucleotide messenger RNA. RefSeq names its product thioredoxin like 4B (gene TXNL4B). Bases 409 to 930 code for a protein of 173 amino acids. The transcript is spliced from 4 exons. The record is from RefSeq and is a predicted model, not a curated record. Gene Ontology annotation, biological process: mRNA splicing, via spliceosome. NCBI's taxonomy places the organism in Eukaryota, Metazoa, Chordata, Mammalia, Artiodactyla, Balaenopteridae. Gene Ontology annotation, cellular component: U4/U6 x U5 tri-snRNP complex; spliceosomal complex; U5 snRNP.
GCCAGGAGUAGCCCAACCACUGGCAUCAUUAAAAGUAUGUCGGACUUCCCUGGUGGCGCAGUGGUUAAGAAUCCGCCAGGCAAUGCAGGGGACAGGGGUUUAAGCCCUGGUCCGGGAAGAUCCCACAUGCGCAGAGCAACUAAGCCCGUGCGCCACAACUACUGAGCCUGCGCUCUAGAGCCCGUGCUCCGCAACAAAGGAAGCCACCACCCCAAGGAGAAGCCCACACACCGCAACGAAGAGUAGCCCCUGCUCGCCACAGUUAGAGAAAGCCCGCUCGCAGCAACGAAGACCCAACGCAGCCAAAAAUAAAAUUUAAAAAAAAGUAUGUAUGUCGGAUAUUUGGGGAAAAUAAAGACGCGCACCCCAGUGACUGACAGUGAGGAUUGAUCUUUGGAUUAUUUCAGCAUGAGCUUCCUGUUACCCAAGCUGAGUAGCAAAAAAGAAGUGGACCAGGCGAUAAAAAGUACUGCAGAGAAGGUGCUGGUUCUCAGGUUCGGGAGAGACGAGGAUCCUGUCUGUCUGCAACUAGAUGAUAUUCUUUCUAAGACCUCUUCUGACUUAAGUAAAAUGGCUGCUAUAUAUCUGGUAGACGUGGACCAAACCCCAGUUUAUACACACUAUUUUGACAUCAGUUAUAUUCCAUCUACUGUGUUUUUCUUCAAUGGGCAGCAUAUGAAAGUGGAUUAUGGGUGCUUCCUGCCCAAGCCUUCUCUGACAAGUGUGGCAUCGAAGGAAGGCUGCUGGGCACCUUUGUGGCCUUCAUUGAUAAAGGAGAGAGCCACUCCAGGAAGGAGACAACAGAACCCUUUCACCACCACCUCCGUCUUCUCCUGGCCCCCACUUCCUGCUUUCAUGGUGAUCGUGCUGCAUGGAACUGCAGCAGCUGUCUUAGGAGCACAAGGCAACCAGCACUGGGCUGAAAAAUGAACACGCUGAGAAGAACGGUGAAAAGAGCCUGGGUCCCUGAGAACGAUACUGAGCUACUGAGUGCACUCCAGACAUGCCUCCCUUAAGACUUCUAUGAAAGAAUAAAAUGUCUUCGCUGCCUGUCA